AUGGGCGGCCGCGGCUUCCGCGCGGACGACCGCCCGCCGGUGCGGUUUAUCGACGACGAGGAGCUGGCCUACGUGGUGGGGCGGGCGCGGGAGGUGCACGACUUCUGGCACGUCCUCACGGGCUGCCACACAAACGUGUUUGGGGAGAUCGCGCUCAAGGCGCUGGAAUUUGUGCAGACGGGGCUGCCCAUGGCGGGCCUGGCGGUGGCGGGGGCGCAGUUCAGGCUCGGGCAGGAGGACAGGCGCCUGCUCUGGCAGGUGUAUCUGCCGUGGGCGGCGCGGACGGGGCUGCGGUGCGCGGACCUGGUGAGCAUCUACUACGAGAAGCAUUUUGAGGAGGACCUGGAUGAGCUGAGGCGCAGGUGGCGCAUCACGCCCGCGCCGCCGCCGCCGAUACACCUGGCGCCGUCAGCGGCGCGCGGCUGA
Monoraphidium neglectum is the source of this 426-nucleotide messenger RNA. RefSeq names its product putative Ubiquinone biosynthesis protein COQ4 like protein. NCBI's taxonomy places the organism in Eukaryota, Viridiplantae, Chlorophyta, Chlorophyceae, Sphaeropleales, Selenastraceae. The record is from RefSeq and is a predicted model, not a curated record. The transcript has 5 exons. Gene Ontology annotation, biological process: ubiquinone biosynthetic process. Bases 1 to 426 code for a protein of 141 amino acids.